Pedinophyceae sp. YPF-701 is the source of this 2340-nucleotide messenger RNA. Lineage: Eukaryota; Viridiplantae; Chlorophyta; Pedinophyceae. The record is from the annotation of a GenBank genome assembly.
AUGGCCGCCGCUGGGCAGGAUGCGGCUCCGCAGUGCCAGGAGGAGCAAGGGAGGGCAGCUACUGGGGGCUACGAGCCCGAGCAGUGCCGCGAAUUGCUGGACGAGUCCUGCGCCGUGUGCAUGACGCAGCUGAGCAACUUCGACCACAUAGCCAGCCCCGACGGGUGCCACCACGCGUUCUGCCUCCCGGACCUCCGCGAGUGGGCCAACCGCAGCCGCUCGUGCCCCACGUGCCGCGCCUCGUUCCGCCACCUCCGGGCCUUCGUCGUCGACCAGAUCCGUCUCCGCGCGAACGGCGCCGACGUGGAGAUCGAGGAGCAGGUCGUCAAGCUCCCCGCGUGCGAGCAGCACGGCGACGGCGACUCGGACGGCUCGGACGACGUCGACGAGCUGACGUGCUCGCGGUGCCGGUCGGGCGCGCACGAGGACCGCCUGCUGAUCUGCGACGGCUGCUCCCGCGGCUGGCACACCUUCUGCGUCGAGCUCGACGGCGUCCCGGCCGGCGCGUGGCACUGCCCCGCGUGCAGGCCCACUGACUUCGCCCCCUCCGUGGUGGCCGCGGUGGCGGAGCGGCACGCGUCGGACGAGGAGGCCGAGGUCAUGCCGCAGCCGAGCGCGCGCGAGCGUGCGAACCGCGAGAGGCGCGCGCAGCGCAGGGCGACGCUGGCGGGCGUGCGCCGGGUGCGGCGGCUCGUGGAGCUGCAGGAGCGGUUCCGCCGCGCCGCCGAGGACAGCCGCGUGCGCGUUCCUCGCCCGAGCGCCCCGCGGCCGACCCCGCCGCGCGUGCAGCUCGGCGCCAGCCUGCCCGCGCCCCUCGACGACGGCUCCCUGCGGUGCGCCGGGCUCCGCGGCGGCGCGCAGGCGGCGAUGUUCGGCGGGGGCGCAGUCACCGCGAACGCGAUGCCGGCGGGGCGCGCGCGGGACCUCCAGGCCAUGAGGGAGAACUGGGCCGCGCUGCAGUCGGGCGGGCUCAACUGGGAGGCGAUCACGGCGCCGCGACGCGCCCAGGCGCCCCCUGGGCGCAUUGCUGGCGUGCCUAGGCUCGGCACGACCGCGGCGGAGGCAGGAGAGGGCGAGCCGCGGCACGUGCACGGUGCGGUGAGCGAGGUGCGCGCGCCCCCGCGCGGCGGCUCGAUGCUCGACCGGCUGCGCGGCAUCGUGACUGCGUCGGAAGCGAGGUCGGCCGCGGCGAGCUCGGACGCGGGCGCGGACGCGAAGCCAGCGCGGGCGGCCGGCCGGCGCUCCUCGGGGCGUCGCGGGCGGCGCUGCGGGCCGCGCGGCCGCCCGCACCGCGGCCGCCGCGCCUGCGGGUCUCCGGCUGCGCGGCGGCGCGCCAGGAACGUCGCCGCCCGGUCCGUCCCACGGCAACGCGGAGGAGGAGCACCUGCACAACCUCGCGGCGGAGCACGAACGCGCGAGCGCGAGGCCGGCGCCGAAGCCGAAGCCGAAGCCCAACCCCAGCCGCUUCGCCGCGUUCGAUCCCGCGUGGCUCGCCGCGCCGAAGCCGCGCCCCGUGCCGGCGCUCCCGGGCGGGUCCGCAGGGCCCGUUCCGCCGUCGCCGUCGUCUGCGCCAUCACCGCGCGCCGCAGCGGCUCCGCCCGCGCCGUCCCCGCGGCCACCGGCGAGCGCGCCUCCGCGUCCACCAGCGCCGGCGCCCUACGACGCCGGUGGCGGGGCACCGCCGCCGCCGCCGCAGCACGCGGGCCACCGCGGCUGGGCCGACGCGGAGCCGCCGGCACCGUCGUGGCACGGCGGAGGCCGGUACGACGUGCCCUCGCGCCGCCCUCCGCGCCGCCGCCGCCGCCCGCGUACGCCCGCCAGCGCGCCGCCAGCGCAGCGAGGAGCGCGCUGGGGCGCCCGGCGCCCACGCAGGACCCGGCCUUCGCCGCCCCGCCGCCGAGCGCCCCUCCGCCGCCGCGGUCCGGGCCGAUGAACCUGCGCAUCCCCGCGAACCUCAACGACGUCCCGGCGCCGCCUCCGGCGCCGCCGUCGCCGCCGCCGCCCGCGCGGGAGCCGUCGCCCCCGCCGCCGGCCGCGGCGGAGCCGGCUCCGGCGCCGACGUACGGCGACGAGGACGUCGCGCAGGCGAAGGAGAAGGCGUUUUUGCGGGCGCGCAACGAGCUGAAUCCGAGGUUCAAAAAGGGGACGUUGUCGCGGGAGGCGUUCAAGGCCGUCGGGCGGGCGGCGACGCACGCGCUGGUGGACCGCGCGAGGAAGGCCGGCGCGACCGGGGGCCUCACGGCGGCGGUCGCCGCGCUGGGGGAGGAGGAGGUGCGAAGCAUCGUGGGGGGGCUCCUGGCGGCGGAGCGCGCCAAGGAGAAGCAGCGCCGCGGGAAGUAG